Messenger RNA from Pelagomonas calceolata, 747 nucleotides. The record is from the annotation of a GenBank genome assembly. NCBI's taxonomy places the organism in Eukaryota, Pelagophyceae, Pelagomonadales, Pelagomonadaceae.
AUGAGGUGCGGGGCGGCUAUACUGCUGGCGUCUACAGUGGGCGCCGAGACUGAUGAUGCUCACUGCGGCUACGCCGCAGAUGCAUGGCGCAUCACUCCUGCGGAGCAAACCGGCAACAUGGGCGACGCCUGGACGGUACGCGAGCUUCACGUCUAUGAGGACAGUGAAUGCGAAGGCGACCCGAUCCAAGCGACCUCGGUGUUUUCGAAGCCGAGUUAUCCAUCGAAGAAAGUCAUCGUCGACGGAGACACGGGCUCGUUCUGGCAGGCCAAUUGCGGCUACUCGGGCGAUGGCUGCGCGGCCUACGGUCCCCACGUCGGUUUCUACACGGCGACAAACACAACGGCGCGGUGCGUCAAGUUGUACCAGUGCGCUGGGACCGGGUGCGCGCCGUCCAUCGCGCUCCAGUAUAUGAUCAAUGGCGGCGACUGGACCACAGCGAUCGUCUUCGACGCAAAACAUGGCGCGUUUAAAGAUUAUCCAAUUCAUUUCCCUUGUCCCGCGACACCGCCGACACCCGGCCCAGAAAGUUCCCCUAGUGGGUCUAGUGACGCAAACGCUGCCUCGGCCGGUCUCAUCACAGGCGUGGUCGUAGGGGCUGCUGUCGUUCUUCUCGUGCUCCUCGCUGGGUACUUUAUUCUUAAGAACCGUCGCGCGGCGCCACUGCCAAUGAAGGCGUCCGAUUAUUCAGCAGACGAGCUGCGGCCGGCGAAACCGCCCCGCGAAGGCGCUGCGGCAGCUGUCUAG